UCUAACAUGGCGGCUUCCAGGUGUUCACACGUGUGCUGAUUGGCGUAGAUCUGUCAGUUUGGACCUGUCAUAUUUAUGUAAACAAAUGGACACUUCAUUGAUUGGUUGUCUCUACUGUAAAACCCUUCGUGUGCCCGAUUAGUAAACAGGCAAUCGUGGUGUUAUUGUCUCCUUGCGUUGAGGAUGCCUGGAUGUAUUAUGGUGAUGUGUGGUCUGCCGGCCAGCGGGAAGACAACCCUGGUGUCUCAGUUUGUUACCUCCAUGUCAGAAGAGUUCUCCUGUCAUGUGGUGGACUAUGACAAACUCAUGCCGCCUGACACAGAGAAACAGCUGAUACACCAGGGCGCUAAGGCUCAGGAUAUUUCUCUGUGGAAGAAGUACAGAGAAGUGAUUAUUAGUUGUGUGGACAGACUGUUGGACAAAAUGAAGGUGCCCCAAACAGUCAAUCAACAGGACAAGAAGGCAGACACACAUCAGGUAGUCACACAACAUACAGACACACUUCAGACAGAUAAACACCACAAACAUCAUACAGACACACAUCAGACAGAUAAACACCACAGACAUCAUACAGACACACACCACAGAGAUGUACAUCACACUGACACACUAAUUUGUCAGUCACAAGCUGAAGCAUCAACACUGUCAGAAGAUUCCAGUCAGACGGGACCAGAAGAAACAUUAUGGCCACAGUUUGAACUCAAUCUUGGACAAGAAGAAAACAGAAAUGGUCACAACUGUCAAAUGGUGGUUGUUAUUGAUGACAAUAUGUAUUACAGAAGCAUGAGAUACGACUAUUAUCAACUGGCCAGAAAAUAUAGACUUGGAUUCUGCGAAGUGUAUGUUGAUUGUCCAUCUGACAUGGCUGUUGCCAGGAACAGGCAGAGAACCCUGGGAAGGGUGGAGGAAAAUGUCAUUGUAACCAUGGCAACAAAAAUGGAAGUUCCCGAUGGUGCAUCUUACCACUGGGAAAAAUAUUCAAUAUCAAUCACGCAUGACACAAAGAAUGGUUGUUGUAGGAUGCGGGGCCUGGUGGAAGCAGCCAUCUUGGAUCCAGUUCAGGCUGUUGUAGAGGAUGUGGCAGGGAAGGAGGAGAGUCGUCGCCGCUGCUCAGAAAACGUCAUCCACCAAACUGAUCAAAUACUCCGUAAACUGCUGGCAACUCGUAUGAAGACAGCUAAAGAGACACAGCUGUCAAAAGCAGAUUUAAGAAGUUUGUCUACAAAACUGACAGAAGUAAAGUCCAUCAUAUUGACCGAGAUGAGGUCAGGGCUUAUAACCUUUACCAUGGAAUCACAGGAUUCAUCUAAAGAUGAAGAAAGUGAACUCUUUCAGUUUGUGAAAAAUAUAUUUGAGUCAAAACUAGCUCUGACAAGCUGAUUGGAGAUUGUGUGAUAUUUUCAUGUAUUGUAUAAAGCAUCACUGUGAUAGAAAUAUAAACUCAUUCCGAGAGAUAAAGAAGUGUGUCGCAUUUUUUGUGUUAAACAGAUAAACAAAC
Messenger RNA from Haliotis rubra (blacklip abalone), 1498 nucleotides. RefSeq names its product L-seryl-tRNA(Sec) kinase-like. The record is from RefSeq and is a predicted model, not a curated record. Lineage: Eukaryota; Metazoa; Mollusca; Gastropoda; Lepetellida; Haliotidae. Gene Ontology annotation, molecular function: kinase activity; tRNA binding. The transcript has 5 exons. The coding region runs from base 184 to 1380 and encodes 398 amino acids.